Messenger RNA from Tremella mesenterica DSM 1558, 3159 nucleotides. RefSeq lists its product as uncharacterized. The transcript has 17 exons. The record is from RefSeq and is a predicted model, not a curated record. Gene Ontology annotation, cellular component: cytosolic [4Fe-4S] assembly targeting complex. Lineage: Eukaryota; Fungi; Basidiomycota; Tremellomycetes; Tremellales; Tremellaceae. Gene Ontology annotation, biological process: iron-sulfur cluster assembly. The coding region runs from base 1 to 3159 and encodes 1052 amino acids.
AUGGACAUAGCUCGGGUGGUGCGCACUCAAGUGAGCGCCGGAGAGCUUGACCCUCCGCUUGAGCUCGUUCAGGAUAUCAAUGACGGUUCUGUGUCUCUCCUUGAGGUUGUCAAAGCUCUUGGAGAAUACCUUACUGCAACGGAAAAUGAUGUCCGACUAAAAGGUUUGACCUUUCUCACCAAUACGCUCAAGAGUAGCGCUACGGGAAAGGUCAAUCGACAGGCUACGUUGACUCUCACUCGCUUCUACAUUUCCAAAUUGGAUGAUGCCGACUCUUUAACUCCUACCUUGACCGCUCUUAUCAUCCUGUCCAAAUUGCCGCACUUUGAUGAUGAAUCGGCCAUUGAAGUUUACAAAGCCUUAGUGGAGAAUGUAAACAUGAAAGCCCAUGUUCAAGCUAUUCGACACCUUGUCUACCAAAUUCUAGACUCUUUCCUAGCCAAACAUCGCAAAGCGUUGAAAAACAUGGGUUUAGACUUUGUCAACAGUUACGUCAAAAUGGUCGAUGGCGAGAAAGAUCCUCGUAACCUCAUGCUUCUCUUCGCCAUGGACCGAGUUAUCCUUUUAGAGUUUGACGUUGAAACAAUCAUCGAAGAUUUCUUCGACAUCACGUUUUGCUAUUUCCCCAUCUCCUUCCGCCCUCCACCGAAUGAUCCGUACGGAAUCACCGCCGACGAUCUCAAGUUGGCUCUAAGGAAUUGUAUGGCCGCUACCCCACAUCUCGCCAAGAUGGCCUUGCCACUUUUCUUGGAAAAGUUCCCAACUUCCAGUGGACCCGCAAUGAAAGAUCUGAUGUUAUCCAUGGCUGCAUGUUUUCCCACUUACGGCUCAUCCGCGGUGAGCGAGAGGGGAGAAGAGCUCUGGGAAUGUAUCAAGACAGAAAUUCUGUAUUCGUCAGACCCUGGGAUUGAGUCGGCUGCUCUAUCAGCCCUUGAGUCUCUUGUCAAGACACUUUACCCAACUGCCGAUGUCGUUCCGACUGGAAUAGUUCAGGACAUCAUCAAACAGUGCCUGGAGAUCAUGAAUGACCCGGAGAAAGCUCAGGCUUUAGCGGCUACCAAGAUUAUCGUCGGACUGGUCCGAGCUUCUGCGUCCGCCGGGACGUUUGCUAUCUCUCAAACAUUCCAGCAGCUGUUUCGACAAUUCAACCGACCAACUGUCCCCUCUCACCGAACCCCCAUCCUUUGGUCCAUAUCGUCCAUUUUGAUCGCUGCUCAGUCUACAUAUAGCAAUACCGAGUCGGGCAGAAAUGAACCCGAGGAGAAAAGUCUCCAACCAUUCCGAGGGAGUCUUAUGGACAUUCUUCGGGAAGGUUUAAGAACGGAUGCACUCCAGGAACCGGCCAUCAGAGGGAGUGUGGCAUUGAUCGAAAUACCAGAAUUCUUAGGAAGGGAUGAAGCGGAGAGUCUCGUAAGGGGGAUGAAUAACGUUCUUGUGGAUGACAGUUCCUCUGAUAUCAAACGGACCGCCAUCAAGGGUCUCAUCACAAUAUCCAAAAUCUAUUCCUCACUGAUUGAAAGCAUCACCUUCCCAUUGCUGUUUCAUAAUCUUCCCGACGCCGCCCCGACUGUGUCGGCCGUGCAAGCCCGAGAGAAGUAUCGCAGCAUCCUCUACUCCCUCUCUCAACUCUGCGUUCAGCCUGGCCUGUUUCAGACUCUGGUCAUACGAAUCACCACGAAGCUCGAGCUCCUUGCUUCGUCGCCUCUACCCGCCGAGCAAGACGUACAAAUGUCGAACGGGGCUGGUGUAGUCAUCGAUGCUCGAGAAUGUACAGUGGCAUACGCUUGGGACCUUCUGAACUGCCUUUCAGGGGUUAUUGACGCCAAGCUAGCCGAAAAGCACGUGGACGUCGUCAGGUACUGGGAUCAGAUCACUCCACGAAUAUACCGGAUGGCAGUGGAAGGUGCGAUCUCGCGAAUCGGACCGGAGCCUCUGUUUAGUGAUACGAGAUUGUUGGAGAUGUCUGGUAAGAUUUCGGAAGUCAUGACUUGGGAGCUUGACCCAGAAAAGCAAUCUCAGCAUCUUUCAGCCGUAUAUGCUGCCUUCGAGCGUGGUCAGAUGAAACCUCUAAUCGAUUCGGAUAGUAUAGGGUUACCCGGAUCACCACUACGCACUGGUGCCUCAGUUCCAGAGCAAAACCUCAUCAUUCUCUACUCUUCAGUCAUGCAAGGUCUACGGAAAGAUGUCAUUCUACCCUUCGACUCUGCGGCCGACUUUCUAGGAUCCAAAGUGCACUGGACAAUCAACGUGGCUCGUGAAAAGAUACAAUUACGGUGGGCUCUAGAUAUGAUAACUGCAUUUGUCAAUCAGCGGGAUACAGAUUUGGGAGAUGCACUGGAGAUUAUCUUCGAGAAAAUAUGGUCCAAGGACGUUCAAGAUAUUUCCCUCCCUCUUUCCACUCGUACUCGAGCACUACAUGUCUACCUUCACAUCAUCAAAGGUCUAGCUCUGCUUCGAAACCCAUUGGCGUACAAAGCUCUCGACAGAGUGAUCGAUAUUCUCUCGCUGUCUAAUCUCGACCCAGAUUUCGUUCACGAAGCGGCAAAUUCUUUCGGUAUUCUAGCUCAUGGAAAGAGUAAGGGCAAGGAUAAGUCACAUCUGAUAGCAAAGCUUCUUCAUGCUCAGAAAUUAUGGAAUUACGUUCUUCCCAAGAUUAUACAGGGUGAUCAAGAUGCCCAGGGGAAAUCUCGAAUACCAUACUUAAUAACCUUCUCAUCAUUACUACCACUUAUUCCGGCGUCUCUAUGUCUCUCAGAUUUCUCCACCAUCUUACCUCUUCUACUCCGCUCCUUGACACUUUCUAGUCCCACACAACGCAUCAACGUGAUAACCUGUCUCAUCUCAAUCUUUGAAACCCCUGAGCUCUCCACAGAAAUCGACAGUCUUCUACAUCGUUCAGCCGUAGAGAUCGUCGAAGGGAUAAAUAGAAGUAUACUUCAUGACCCGUCUUCCCAUAUGGAAACUUCAGGUACGGUGAGGAGUAAAGCGAUCAGUUUCCUUGCUUUGAUACCUGAUGUGAUCCGAUUCGAAAGUUUGAGAUCGAUGAAGAGCGUUGUCCUGAGAAAUCUGGGUAAAGCUUUGGACGAUCCCCUGCGUAGUGUACGGAGAGAAGCUGUGGAAUGUAGGGCCAAGUGGUAUAAAUAUGGAGGAACGAACUAG